Molecule: messenger RNA, 916 nt
Organism: Sinocyclocheilus grahami
Lineage: Eukaryota; Metazoa; Chordata; Actinopteri; Cypriniformes; Cyprinidae
Product: probable protein BRICK1
Exons: 3
Coding region: 104-331 (75 amino acids)
Biological process (GO): regulation of actin polymerization or depolymerization; cell motility; actin filament organization
Cellular component (GO): SCAR complex
Molecular function (GO): protein-containing complex binding
Source: RefSeq, a predicted model, not a curated record
UUCGUUUCCCCGUAGUAUCCACAAUGAACGGUGUGUUUGUCCAUCAGGGGGCGCUGCUCCUUCCUCUCAGUCAGCGGCUAAUGCUAACGCUAACUAGCUCGCGAUGGCCGGACAGGAGGAUCCCGUGCAAAGGGAAAUUCAUCAAGACUGGGCGAACCGUGAAUAUAUCGAAGUGAUCACCAGCAGCAUUAAGAAAAUAGCCGAUUUCCUCAAUUCCUUCGAUAUGUCCUGCAGGUCCCGUUUAGCCACUUUGAAUGAGAAGCUUACUGCUUUGGAGAGGAGGAUUGAGUACAUUGAAGCCAGAGUCACAAAAGGGGAAACCUUGACUUAGACAUCGUCCUGGGUCGACGCCAAAGUCAAGAUGAUGGCUACGAACACUCACCUCCUGUCUUUUUCAUUUACUUUAAUUACUCAAACUAAAUUUCGAAUGGUUGGCUGUGGUAGAUCAGUUCAUUUCUGUAUGGGACCAUUGUGAUGAAGUCUGUGCUAUAAGCAGAUAUGUGUUUGCCUCAUUUCUUGCCUGAGUAUGGCUGAGGUUAUACUGUAUCUGGUCCUUUAUUUUUUUGAUCUGUCAGGCAAUCUGUUACUGUCUCUGUGGUGCUUGCUCAUGCUAACAGGCCAGUGUCGUAUAUCGUUUGGUUCUGAUCUGCUAUUAAACAACUGUUGAACUCUCCAUGCAAUAUAUUAACGGUCAUGAAAAUAUUGACUGAAAAUACCAUGGAUAAACAGACAAUAUGUCUUGUUUCUUUUAAUGAAUAGCUAAUAAUUGUUUGAUUUUUGAUUUGCCCCCCUGUGUUUUACAAGUCUGUCCUCUUGUUAAAUUACAAAAAUGUGUGUUUGAAAUACAUUGCUGCCUGCUGUACAUUUAUCAUGCAACAAACAUCUGCAUAAAAAAAUGCCAGUCAGAGGUGGAUGG